AUGCUACGUGGCCUCAUUCUACUGCUUCUGUCGCCGUUGACUUUAGCCUUACAGCCGCGCGACUUUCGCGUGUCGUCUGUGGACUUUACAAAGCUCUCAAGUGCCGUAGAUAAUGCGCACAAUUAUAAACUGCUGACUAAUUUGCAAGAGAAUGGCAUCAUCGCAUUGAAGAAUGUCCCGCGUUAUUCGGUUUUACGUCAAGAAUAUCUCCGCAAUGCAGUAUCUUGUGCCGUGAAAGCCCAGAAACAAGACGCCGAGUUCUUACACCAUCGCCAAUUGAGAGACGGUACGAAACGGUACACGGUGAGUCUGGAAUCUGGUCAUGAGUUGAGCGAAGCUCUCGACAAAAGCCAACAACUACUGGAACUUUGCCCCGAGUACGUGGAAAUCCACGCUGCUUUCAGUGCUGUGGUGGAAUUGGCCGUUGCUAAUGUCGGAACUGCUCUGGAUUCGACCCAAAAAUUUCAUGUUGUGGCAGAGCAAGGGGCGAUUACAAUGACAGCGAGAAAAUUGCUCGAAGAUUCGGUGCAUUUGGACCAUUUUCAUGCCUAUGAAGCUGUCCAGGGACUCGAACGACAAGAGGAUGAUUCUAAGAUUGACGUUGCCGACAUGUCGCUGGAACUGCACACGGACAACGGACUCAUGAUUGCCAUGAGUGCACCGGAGUAUUUUAUCGAGUUAAAGAACGGAGAGGUGCAUCACAAGGACACGCAAAGUGAAGACGCCGGUCUGUUUAUUCAGACAUCAAGUGGAGAAAUUGUGCGUCCAGUGGUGAAUCCAGACGAGCUCAUUUUGAUGCUGGGAUCGGGUAUCGAUAAUUGGAUCAAAACGACUCCACCUCUUCGCUCAGUGUUGCAUGGUAUGCGUUAUCCACGAAGCGUUAGCCUACUUGACGGUGACGAGCAAGGUAACACACUGCUGCGGUCGUGGUUUGGCAAGAUGAUUCUGCUUGAGACACAGCAGGUGAUGGACAACACUGGUCUCACGUUCGGCCAGUACGCAAACCAGACUACUAGAUAUCUGGUACAAGAGGGAGUUGAAAACCAUGAGGCUUUUGGAGCUGUCGCUUGUCCACCUCAUCGGCAUUUGGCGGCGUCAGACAAAAGUUGCUCACUCAAAAUGUGCACAUUGAAAAGCUCGGCUUCGGAGUCGGAUCUUACGUCUUCGUGUCAGAUCACCUGUAACCACGCCUCGGCCAGUGAUGCAGCUUUGUGUGAGAAAUACUGCGACUGUGAAGCAUCGUCGAGCAGUGCGACUACCUGCUGGAUGCUGUGCGUGGAGAACGUUUCGUCAGAAGUGUGUCCAGGUGAGCAGGUGUGCAACACCGCUUCAACGAAAGACGAACUGGCCAUGACGUGUGUUGCUGGAACGGUCUCACCAUCAACCCCCUCGACCCCGACAGUGCUAACUCAAACAGGUGGGAAUACUAACCCAAGUAGCCCUCCGACAUCAGCUCCAAGCACUUCAAAUACUGUAAGCAUUUUAAGCACCUCAAGCACCCCAAGCACUUCGACUUCGAGCACCACAGCCCCAGCCUUAACCACUGGUACGCAGAACAAGCCAACCCUUAUCACUGCUCCGGCCACUGGUGCUCCGAGCACAGCUACUGCGCCAGCCAGUUCUGCUUUAACUGCAACGGACUCUAACUCUUUGUCGCCUGGUACGGAUGCAGGUACUGCUGAUUCGGGAACGAAAGUUGAAAACGAGCCCCCGGCUGCUGUAAGCACCACGAAUUCUUCCACUCCUGAUGAUGCUUUAACAAUUAGUGGGCCGUCCAAUCUUGAUGCUGUUGUAACAACCGCGGGUUCGCCCACUCCUGAUGCUGUUGUAAAAACCGCGGGUUCGUCUACACCUAACGUUGCUCCAACUACCACCAAUCCGUCCACUCCGGAUGCUGCUUUAGUAGCUGAUAAUUCUCCGUCAUCGAUGUAUUCUCCUUCGGCGCCGUCUUCUUCUCCGACACCGUCUUCAUCAUCCGCUUCAAGUGCGACUUCUAUUGCCAUCUAUGUGAACGGCAUCGCAAGUCUUGUGGCAGCUAUCUUGUGUAUCCAGUAA
This is a messenger RNA of Peronospora farinosa, 2055 nucleotides long. The record is from the annotation of a GenBank genome assembly. Lineage: Eukaryota; Oomycota; Peronosporomycetes; Peronosporales; Peronosporaceae.